This is a messenger RNA of Stegodyphus dumicola, 726 nucleotides long. RefSeq lists its product as uncharacterized. The record is from RefSeq and is a predicted model, not a curated record. Gene Ontology annotation, molecular function: protein binding. Gene Ontology annotation, cellular component: plasma membrane. Gene Ontology annotation, biological process: cell surface receptor signaling pathway. NCBI's taxonomy places the organism in Eukaryota, Metazoa, Arthropoda, Arachnida, Araneae, Eresidae.
AUGCCUAUAACGGCCACCGUGAUAAUUUUAUUGACGUCAUGGCUUGUAGAAAGUAGUUGCCCACCCCCGGAAAAAAUCUACCCUUGCACAUGCUUUGGUUUCGAGAUGGUCUGCAGCAACAUGCAUAGUCCUGAUGACCUCAUCUAUCCCAUUCAGGCAACAGUAAAUAAAUCUGUAUACUUGCUCCGCAUAUACAAUUCUACGCUGAUGUAUAUACCCAGUGGAAUAUUUCGGGAUACGAAUUACAAAGAGGCCAUUACUAUGCCACUAAUAUCUAGUUUAUCAUUUACGCAGUCAAAGAUUUCCUUCAUUUACGACAAGGCAUUUUCAGCCCUUGAAAAUAUGAUGACUCUGGUUUUGCAGGAUAAUAAAAUCAGCGAGUUGAAGAGAAGUAUGUUUUCGAAGCCAUGCAAUCUUCAAUACCUUGACUUAAGUGAAAAUCAGAUACAGCGUCUUCCAGCAGACUUGUUUGUAGAUAUGCCAAGACUACUUUCCUUAAAGCUUGAAAAGAAUAAAAUUACAACUCUAAGUGAGAGAGAGUUUUCUUUGCCAAUGAAACAAGUGGCUUGGUUGUUCAUAGAAGAUAAUCCUAUACGAUGCGAUUGUCGAAUGCGUUGGAUACUAAACAGCAGAAAGCCAUCUAUCUUUAGGGGUCACUGUACUUACCCAGAAAACCUUAAAGGUGUACCCAUAACCAAUCUCACUACCAGUCAGCUAUGGUGUUAG